AUGGAGGUGGCACCACGCCCACCAUUGGGAACCAUCAACGUUAUUUUUGCUGCACCAAAUAGGGAAGCUGGUCCCUUGUCCAAGGUAAUGGCCAUUUCACCACAGCUUGAGGUAAGAGAAAAGGAUAGAGGAUCUAAAAGGAUCAAGAUAGAGCUGGAGCCAAUCCUCAGCUUCUCGGAGGCUGAUAAGAUUGGAUUUGACGGGAGAAUUGUGACCCCCAAAGGGAUGAUUAAAUUGCCCGUACAAAUGGGUAGUGAAGUAGUUGAAGUAGACUUCAUUAUGGUUUAUGCCUAUUCCCCCUACACUACAAUUUUGGCAAGGCCAUGGCUCUACGCUAUGGGGGCAGUCUCCUCAACUUUGCAUAUGAAAGUGAAGUUUCCAAUUGAGGGGUGCGUUAGGGAGCUGCAAUCAAUAGUUGGAGUGUCAGAGGUCUCGGAUAGAAUGACAAAGAUUAGUGUACAAUGUGAAGAAUUGGAGAAGAUUGUCCUUGGUUCGGAAAAUGAUAAAUAUUUCCAGAUUGGAACACAACUACCUCUAGCUGAGAAGGAAGAGUUCUUAGUCUUUCUGAGAAAUAACUUAGAUGUUUUUGCUCGAAGCACAUACGAGGCUUUGAGGGUAGAUUUGGAGUUCAUAUGCCAUCACCUCAAUGUGAACCUAGCCAUAACACUGAGGAGGCAGCAGCCUCGACGAUCUUCUAAGGAACAUGCUGAAGUAGUAAAAGAGGAAUUCAACAAGCUCAAAAAGGCUGGGGCCAUCAAGGAGGUUUUUUUAUCCAAAGUGGUUGGCUAA
Molecule: messenger RNA, 789 nt
Organism: Quercus robur (English oak)
Lineage: Eukaryota; Viridiplantae; Streptophyta; Magnoliopsida; Fagales; Fagaceae
Exons: 3
Coding region: 1-789 (262 amino acids)
Source: RefSeq, a predicted model, not a curated record